This is a messenger RNA of Closterium sp. NIES-65, 1456 nucleotides long. The record is from the annotation of a GenBank genome assembly. NCBI's taxonomy places the organism in Eukaryota, Viridiplantae, Streptophyta, Zygnematophyceae, Desmidiales, Closteriaceae.
AUGAUUCAUCCAUUCCCAUCCCUUCCCCAACAACAAGCAGGAGGAAGAGGCGGCCGGCCUUCUGGUCGCUCUUCAUGCGCAAGCCGCAGAGCCACCCGCCCAGGAGAGGGCUUUACCUGCCCUCGCCAUAGCCCCUCUGAGGAAGCGGCGGCCGGCCUUCUGGUCGCUGUUCAUGCGGAAACCACAGAGCCACCCUCCCAUGAGGGGCUGUACCUGUGGGGCGGCGUGGGCACAGGCAAGACCAUGAUGAUGGACCUCUUCUUCCACGAGCUCCCCGAGUGGAUCACCAAGUCGAGGAUUCACUACCACGACUUCAUGCUCUCAGUGCACUCCAGACUGCAGAAACACAAGGGCACGUCCGACCCCUUGGAGGUUGUGGCGACCGAAAUCACGUCUGAAACGAGAGUUCUGUGCUUGGAUGAGUUUAUGGUAACAGACGUUGCAGAUGCCAUGAUUCUCAACCGCCUCUUCAAGCAUUUAUUCGACAGAGGACUGGUGCUCGUGGCAACAUCUAACCGCCCCCCAAUACGCCUCUACGAGAACGGCCUUCAACGGGACCUCUUCCUCCCCUUCAUCGCUCUCCUCCAGGUGAACCCCCUCUCCCUUGCAGUGCAGGUAACCUCCUACUCUCUUUCCCCACCAGCUAGCUUCAAAACACCUAUUCCGCCGCCACCCCGCCUUCCCUCCACACCACGUCCUCCUGGCUUUGCAAGAACCUCUUCCUCGCCCCGGUUCCAAGGAACCUCUUCCUCCCCUCUUCCUCCACUCGGCCUCCCCUUGGCUUUGCAAGUAUGGGGAGGCGAAGGGGAGGAAGAGGAGGUUCCGACCCUGGCUCCUCUGCUACAGCUGCUUGUUUGUGGUAGAUCUCAGUGUGUGGUGCAUGAGAUCCAGUCAAUGACUGACUACAGAAAGCUGGCAGCGGUGGAGCAGGGGUGGUACUUCACAGGCACAGGGGCGGCAGCGCUACUGGGGAAGAAGGUGGAGCUGCUGGUGGGAGGGGCGGACCUGGGCCCUGUGGACGUUGAAGUGCUUAUGGGAAGGAAACUCAGGCAUUUCAUCCUCACUCCCUUCAUCCUUCCCAUCCCCACCAUCAGGGAACUGGCAGCAGUGCACUUAUUUGAGCUCUGUGAUGUGCCUCUCGGUGCUGCAAGGUGCAACGAGCAGCCUGUCGGAAACCUCUGCACCUCCUGCAAGGGGGUCACAGCACUCAGAUUCUUUGACCUCUGUGAGGUGCAACGAGCAGCCAAGGGAGUGGCGGCAGUCAAAUUCUUCGAGCUCUGUGAGAGGUGCCUCUCGUGCUGCAGGGUGCCGUUCGGAGCCGCAAGGUGCCUCUCGGUGCUGCAGGGUGCCGUUCGGAGCCGCAAGGUGCAACGAGCAGCCAAGGGAGUGGCGGCAGUCAAAUUCUUUGAGCUCUGUGAGGUGCCGCUUGGUGCUGCUGACUACUUCGCCCUCUGCA